This is a messenger RNA of Nestor notabilis (Kea), 501 nucleotides long. Its product is annotated as BTB/POZ domain-containing protein KCTD1-like. Gene Ontology annotation, molecular function: transcription corepressor activity; transcription factor binding. The record is from RefSeq and is a predicted model, not a curated record. Gene Ontology annotation, cellular component: nucleus. The annotation marks the transcript as partial. The transcript is spliced from 3 exons. NCBI's taxonomy places the organism in Eukaryota, Metazoa, Chordata, Aves, Psittaciformes, Psittacidae. Gene Ontology annotation, biological process: protein homooligomerization; negative regulation of DNA-templated transcription.
GGGCAUCUGUCGCCAUACGUAUAACUUUUAAAUGGAAAAUGUCUUUCUCAAAGGCUGCCGAUGUCCAGUGGUCUGCAGUCCAUGAGCAGUUGACUAGUCCAGGUGUUUCUGCUUCUGUUUCCGUGCUAUGUGAAUUGGGAGUUCGAGAGAAGAGUGUGCAGGAUGGAGGAGCUGAGGGACAGUCGGCCCAAUAUGUCAAGACCUCUGAUCACUAGAUCCCCUGCAUCUCCAUUGAACAAUCAAGGCAUCCCCACUCCAGCACAGCUCACAAAGUCCAACGCACCAGUUCACAUUGAUGUGGGUGGGCACAUGUAUACCAGCAGCUUGGCCACGCUUACAAAAUAUCCCGAUUCCAGAAUCGGCCGGCUUUUCGAUGGCACAGAGCCCAUUGUCCUCGACAGUCUCAAGCAGCAUUAUUUCAUCGACAGAGAUGGGCAGAUGUUCAGAUAUAUCUUGAAUUUUUUAAGGACAUCCAAACUCCUCAUUCCUGAUGAUUUCAAG